AUGGAAGAAGGUUUUAAUGAUGAUAAAGCAAAUGAACAAGAGUUGAAAGGAGUGUUACCUGGGGAUGAAGUUAAAAAACCUGUGGUUGGAAUGGUUUUUUGUUCUGAAGAACAAGUUCGUAGUUAUUAUAACAACUAUGCUAGGAGUCAAGGUUUUGGUGUAAUAAAAGUCAGUGCAAAGAAUGGAAGUGACGGAAAAUCAAGGAAAUUUUCACUUGCAUGCGCUCAGUAUGGAAAGCAAAAAUCAAUCGCAAGAGACACUUUUCACCCAAGGCCAUUAAUUAAGACUAAUUGCAAGGCUAAAAUCAACGUUACAGCUAAAGAUGAUGGAAAAUUCAUAAUUGCUCGUGUUUACCUCGACCAUAAUCAUGCAUUAAGUCCAACAAAGGUACGACACUUUAGGUGUAACAAGGCAUUAGAUCCUCAUGUCAAAAGAUUGGAAUUAAAUGACUUAGCGGGUAUAAAGUUGAAUAAGAAUUUUCAUUCAGCUGUUGUUGAGGCCGGUGGGUAUGAAAAUUUGCCAUUUGGUGAAAAGGAGUGUAGGAAUUACAUUGCAAAAGCAAGACGACUCCGACUUGGGAUUGGUAGCCCUUCGUAA
Molecule: messenger RNA, 597 nt
Organism: Cornus florida
Lineage: Eukaryota; Viridiplantae; Streptophyta; Magnoliopsida; Cornales; Cornaceae
Product: protein FAR1-RELATED SEQUENCE 4-like
Exons: 1
Coding region: 1-597 (198 amino acids)
Source: RefSeq, a predicted model, not a curated record